UUGCAGGCUGAAUAUUAUGACGACGAGGAAGAGGAGGAGGAAGAAGAAGAGAGACCUCGCAAGAGAAAAGGUGGCGCAAGAGACUUUCUUCUUGAUGAAGUAGAAGUUGAAUCUGACGAAGAAGAAGAAGCACCAGAGGAAGGCUUGGAGAAUGAAGCGCAGGAAGCAGAAGCAGCGUUGGCUUCUGCCAGAGAAAUUGAGGGACGAAGACGCAGGGAAGAGUUAUGGAAAGGGAUGAAUGAGGACGAAAUUAAUGAAUAUUUCCGGAAAAAAUACGGUAGGUCCACCCAUGCCACCGAAGGUGACGAGGAAAUAUUUGACGACAUAAGUCAACAAGGACUGUUACCAAGCACGACGGACCCUAAUCUUUGGCUGGUCAGGUGUCGCAUUGGAGAAGAAAAGCAGAUAGCGUUGCUGCUGAUGCGCAAGUUUUUAACAUACGAGUGCACUGAGGAGCCACUGCAAAUCAAAUCGGUGAUUGUGAAAGAAGGCUUGAAAGGCAUCAUUUACAUCGAGGCUUACAAGCAGCCCCAUGUUUUACACGCUAUCGAGGGAGUCAGUGCGCUCAAUGCGAAUAAAGUUCAGCUAGUGCCCAUCAAAGAAAUGCCCGACGUUUUGAGGGUUGUCAAAGAUAUCCCUUCACUGAAGCGGGGCAUGUUCGUUCGGCUGAAGCGGACCGUCUUUAAGGACGACCUGGCUCAGGUGGACUUUGUUGACCUGGCGCAAAACACGAUUCACUUGAAACUAAUCCCACGAAUUGAUUACUCGCGAAUGCGUGGAGCACUGCGAGGAACGUGUGAUUUUUCUGAUAGGAGACUUCAGAACAAAGGAAGCGCAAGCGUCGUCCCCCCGCCAAACUCUUUGAUGUCGAUGCUAUCAGAUGGUGAUUUCCUGAUAUUCGAAGGCAACCGAUACAGUCGUCGAGGAUAUCUUUUCAAGCCGUUUCCCAUGAAUGCCAUAAUUGCAGAUGGUAUCAAGCCGUCACUGACAGAAUUAGAAAAAUUUCAAGAGGGGUCUGAAGACCUGAAGACGGAAUUUUCGCUGGAAAGCGACCCUCUUGCCACUAUAAACGUUAACGAGAAAAGGCAUAGCUUUGCCGCUGGUGACAACGUCGAAGUAGUCGAGGGCGAACUGAUGAACCUCCACGGUAAAGUGUUAAAUGUCGACGAAGACAAAGUAAUGAUGCUUCCUGACCACGCGGAUCUGAAGGCAAUAACAAAAAUGGACCCACUCACGUUUUCUGCGCACGAGCUUAAGAAGUACUUCAAAGUGGGCGAUCACGUGAGGGUACUUGCCGGACACUUUGAAAAUGACACCGGUCUCAUCGUUCACGUGGAGGAAAAUCUUGUUAUUUUGCUUUCAGAUCUCACGAUGCAUGAGCUGAAAGUAAGACCAAAGGACGUGCAACUGUGCCAGGAGGUGGCGACUGGAGUCGAUUCGCUUGGCCAAUACCAGUAUGGCGAUUUGAUUCAGAUCGAUCAACAGACGGUCGGCGUUAUCGUUCGUUUGGAGCGAGAAUACGCUCAAGUGUUGAACAUGCAUGGCAAGGUGGUGAGGAUCCGACUGCAAGCCGUGGUUGAUAAGAAAGACUCGCGCUACGCGGUUGCGUUAGACUCUGAUCAGAACAAUAUCAUGAUCGGCGACAUGGUUCGCAUCGUAGAUGGACCUCAUGUGGGAAAACAGGGCGAAAUCAAGCAUUUAUACCGGUCGUACGUUUUUGUGCACUCACGUCUGGGAAAUUUGACUCCGUUCAUGAUAAGUCCUUUGCGAAGUCCCUCUCAUUCAAUGGACGGCGACAAGAAGCUGCCCGCCGCAUCUCCGCGUGCAGGUGGUGGUGCAGGUUCAUAUUCAUACGGCCGAAGCCGCGUACGACGAGACAGUGCGUUAAUUGGCAACAGCAUUAGAAUUACCGAGGGUCCAAUGAAAGCUGCGGGUGGAACCGUGUCCACCUAUGACAAAACUCCUCGAUCUGACAGUGGCAGAACGCCGUUCAAUGAGUUUGGCAAAACACCGAUGUACGGUUCUCAGACGCCAAUGUACGGGUCUCAGACGCCCCUUACUGAAGGUGGACGCACUCCUUAUUACGGCAGUCAGACACCGCUGCACGACCAGGGCAGCAGAACACCCGGACAGUCAGGCGUCUGGGAUCCAAAUAUCACCAACACUCCCGCUAGACAAAGCACUGUCGAUGAUGAUUUCAACUACGACGAAGGACCUUCUUCGACUGCCUACGGGGCGCCGAUGUCUGUUAACCCAUCCACGCCCGGAUACGUAGCGGAGACGCCGUUAGGAGCUUCCGAGUGGGUCAUUGCGGGCGUCGAGGUGACCGUUCGUCAACUGGAUAGCGAUCAGAGUCUAGUCGGGCAGUCCGGCACUGUCCGAAGCGUUACGGGUUCUCUCUGCAGUGUAUGGUUGCCGGAUAUUGGCAAAACGAUCAGCAUAUACGCAUCGAAUUUGGACCCUGUCAAACCUGAGCAAGGCGACAAGGUUGGUGACAGAUAUUUGAGGGUCUGGAUUUUUACUGAUAACAUUAAAGUUAUCGAUGGCGACGAUCGCGAGGUCGCCGGAGAGCUGCUUUCCAUUGAUGGUUUAGAAGGAGUGGUGAAAACUGAUUCAGGCGAUAUCAAACUUUACAACCUGAAUCAUUUGUGCAAAUGUGAUCCAUGA
This is a messenger RNA of Soboliphyme baturini, 2667 nucleotides long. NCBI's taxonomy places the organism in Eukaryota, Metazoa, Nematoda, Enoplea, Dioctophymatida, Soboliphymatidae. The record is from the annotation of a GenBank genome assembly.